AUGGCAAACAAAGAUCUCACCGGAGAGAAAGAGCCCCAGGACCCCGUCAUGGUGGAACACGACGACCAACCAACUGUGAACCUGUCCAGCUCUUUGGGUGUGUCAUCUUUCAUGGCGAUCUUUGCCAUUUGGAUCGCAUUGAGUGGCUGGAUGGUGAAUUUCGACAUCUCCUACGGCGGCACUGUACUGCAGAUGGAAUCUUUCCGAAAGAGCUUUGGCCAUUGCAGAAUGGUCAAAAAUCCUACAACCGGUGUGGAGCAAGAGUUGUGCGCUCUUAGUGCUACUGCUCAGUCCAUGGUGUCCUUCUCUCAAUUAUUCAGUGCCAUCGGCGCAGCGUUCUCUGGUCUAGUUGGGUCUUAUUUGGGCCGUCGCGGCGCCAUCCAAUUCGGCUGCCUAAUUGUCAUCAUCGGGGCGGCUUGUCAAUGUGCGACCACUGGGAACUAUGUGGCUUACAAUGUUUGCAAGUGCAUUUCCUGCUUCGGGGUCGGGCACGUCAAUGCUGUCGGGCCACUCUUCGGCGUCGAGGUCAUUGCUCCUCGACGCAGAGGAGCUCUAGUUGCCGUAUUUGGCAUUGGGCUCUCGAUCGGCCUUCUCACGUCCAGCUGCGUAUGCUAUGGGACUUCAACCAUUGGCAACAAUUGGGAGUGGAGAACUCCCGUGGUCAUUCAGAUCCCGCUCGCAUUGAUGUAUGCAGGUGGCCUUACAUUAUUCCCCGAGUCACCACGCUGGCUACUAUUGAAGGGUCGGGAGGAAAAGGCCCGGCAUGCAUUUGCAAAAUUCUACGGGAAAGACCCUCAUGGCCCUGAAAUCACCGCACAGAUGCGGGAGACCCAGUCAUACAUCGAAUUGGAGAUGGCACAAAGCGGCUCGGUCUCCUGGACGGGCAUGUUUCACAAGAGCUACAUUCGCCGAACGGCGAUCUCUAUUUUUGUCAACAUUGCCGGUCCAUUCUCAGGUAUUCCUUUAGUUGGCACGUAUGCAGCUGUCUUCUUCGCUGCUGCCGGUGUCACCAAGCCUUUUUUAACCCAGGUUUACCUUGGUGUUUGUGGUCUAGUUGGUGCGUGCCUUGGUCCCUUCAUCAUCGAAUAUAUUGGCCGGAGACGCAGCAUACUGUUUGCUCUUGCAUGGAUGUCAUCUUGCAUGCUCGUCUUCUCGACUGUUGCAUCUGGCCUCGGUAGCUCUUCCGAAAUUUCCAGAAAACUGUUAAUUGCGUGUAUCUGUCUAUGGUUCUUCAUCUAUGCCUCAUGUUUGUCGUCAAGCCACUGGAUAGUCGGUGCCGAAGUACAUUCAGUGAGUCUUCGAACCUAUGGCGGAGCGAUAGCCGUGUUUGCAGCCAAUGCAGCCUUCUUUGCCGCUUCAUUUUGGACACCUUACAUGAUUAAUCCCACGGCUGGCAACAUGGGCACAAAUGUUGGAUAUUUCUACUUAGGAAUGAGUGUGGUAUCCUUUUUCAUCAUGUUUCUCCUUCUUCCAGAAACUGCUCGCUUGUCUUUGGAGCAGAUUGACGACCAUUUCAGGUCUGGGCGCCAGGCCUGGCGUACUUCUUUGAGUCGAAAUAAGCUGAUUGCCAAGGGUGAAAUGUGUGAUGUCACCCCAGAGGAGCGGAACCAGUCUCUGUCUGAUGCGGCAAAUAAGAAUAGGCACUGA
Molecule: messenger RNA, 1647 nt
Organism: Exophiala aquamarina CBS 119918
Lineage: Eukaryota; Fungi; Ascomycota; Eurotiomycetes; Chaetothyriales; Herpotrichiellaceae
Exons: 1
Coding region: 1-1647 (548 amino acids)
Biological process (GO): carbohydrate transport; transmembrane transport
Cellular component (GO): membrane
Molecular function (GO): carbohydrate:proton symporter activity
Source: RefSeq, a predicted model, not a curated record